GAUAAAUAUACCUAAGUAAAAUUGCCUCAAUUUACUCAGUUUGUUUGCAAAAGUGUAUUGAUGUUAGUAACAUUUUUGUACAUUUGGAAAUAACAUUCCUCAAAAUAUUUGGUACUUUUUGUAUUCUAACAUGAGUGCACGAAUUGUUGUUGCUUUCUUUAGUUAUUAUUAAUGGAAAUCAAGCAGCUAGAAUUCUUGGUGGGUGUGUUUCCAUUUGGAGCUCCAAGCCAUUAUAUACUUGGAAGUACCUUGAUGAAGGGACUGACUGAAGCCGGCCAUGACGUCACCAUGAUCAGUCCUUUUAAGGAAAAGAACCCUCCAAAGGGCGGGAAAUGGACUGAAAUCAUCAUCGAUGAAUUAAUGGAGCCAAUAAAAAAAGUAUUUACUAAGAACGACCCGUUCAAAAUGGAAGCAGAAAGUGCAAUAUCCACCGGAAUCUUCCUAAGCAAAAUUGGGAAUCUGGUAGCAGAGGACGCUCUUAAACAUAACAAAAUACAGGAUUUAAUAAAAAGUAACCAAAAGUUUGAUGCGGUUAUCAUCACCCAAUUUGGUGUUGAUGCGAUGAAAGCGCUUGCAAAACAUUUCAACGCACACUUGAUUCUGUUCAGCAACACGGCGGCAAUAUCUUGGCUGAAUCAGUUUGUGGGGAAUCCAUCUUUACCGUUAUUCUCUCCAGAAAUACUAUUAAAACUGCCUGAAAAGAUGUCGUUUAUACAGAGAUUAAAAAACACCUUUUUCAGAUUAGCGAUUAUGUUGUACCAAAACAUAUACUUUUAUCCACAGCAGAAUGAGUUCAUCCAGAAAUAUUUUCCUAGCCCCGUAGAUAUAAACGACCUUCUGUAUAACGCAUCUUUGGUGCUUCUAAAUUCCCAGGAAAGUAUAUUCACGGCACAACCUCUCGUCCCUUGCAUGGUUGAAAUUGGAGGGUUCCACGUACAACCACAGAAAAAGUUGCCCGAUGACCUCCAAAAAUUUUUAGACGAAGCAAAAGAAGGAGUUAUUUAUUUCAGUAUGGGUUCCAAUUUGAGAAGUCAGAAUAUGCCGGCAGAGAAGAGAGAGGCGAUUUUAAAGGCAUUCAGUAAAAGAAAGAAGAUACUGUGGGAGUGGGAGGAUGAUGUGCUGCCUGGUCAACCACCCAACGUCAAAGUAGGAAAGUGGUUGCCGCAACAGGAUAUUCUGCCUCAUCCAAAUGUAAAAUUAUUCAUAACCCAUGGAGGGCUUAGUACUACAGAGACAAUCUAUCAUGGAGUACCAAUCAUUGCUAUUCCAAUUCUAGGUGACCAAAAAAUGAACGCUUACAACGCGGAAAGGUUAGGUUACGGUAUAGUCCUUCCAUUUGUAGAAGUUUCCGAGGAGAAUUUAUCGCGUCUUCUAGAUGAGAUUUUGUCAAAUCCUAAGUAUACUAAUAAUGCCAAAGAGCGUUCAACAAUCAUGAAAGAUCGGCAAGUGAAACCUCUGGACAAUGCUGUAUACUGGGUGGAAUAUGUAAUACGCCACAAUGGUGCUAAACAUUUAAGGGUUCCAUAUUUGGAACUGGCGUGGUAUCAGUAUUAUUUAUUGGAUGUGUUUCUAUUUAUUUUUGGCGUUAUUUUUACGGUUCUGUUUGUGAUUAAAAAGGCUGUUUCAUAUUUAUAUCGUAGGAGUCAAAGUAAGAUUAAGAAAGAAUAAUUAUAUAUCCUACAUUUAUUGUUAAUAGUGCGCUGCAGGAAAUCUAGUAAUUGUCUGAAAACAUAAUUUGAGGUAAUAAAUAUUUUCUUCAAAUA
This is a messenger RNA of Anoplophora glabripennis (Asian longhorned beetle), 1763 nucleotides long. Its product is annotated as UDP-glucuronosyltransferase 2B10-like. Gene Ontology annotation, molecular function: UDP-glycosyltransferase activity. NCBI's taxonomy places the organism in Eukaryota, Metazoa, Arthropoda, Insecta, Coleoptera, Cerambycidae. The transcript is spliced from 4 exons. The record is from RefSeq and is a predicted model, not a curated record. Bases 172 to 1668 code for a protein of 498 amino acids.